Molecule: messenger RNA, 1275 nt
Organism: Peronospora farinosa
Lineage: Eukaryota; Oomycota; Peronosporomycetes; Peronosporales; Peronosporaceae
Source: the annotation of a GenBank genome assembly
AUGCUUGAUACUGUGACUGCAGUAUUGAAAUGGCUCGAAUCUCAUGGAACUCCCGACAAUUUGUUGAAUAUUCGAUACCUGGGUCCACUUCAAGGUCAUGGGGUGUUUGCGAAGCAAUCGCUUGCCAGUGGUCAAGUGACCUUAGAGAUUCCUUUUAAACUUACGAUGAAUAUCGAGUCUGCUAUGCAAUCGGAUCUUGCCCCCGUGCUCGAGACAUACCCACAGAUCCUGGAUGACGAGGUGCUGGCAUUACACUUGAUGCAUGAGCGCAAUAAAGGCAGUGGAUCAUUCUUUGCACCAUAUAUUGCGUCUUUGCCAACCACGUUUGACCUUCCUGUCUUCUGGUCGGAUACAGAGUUGAAUGAAUUGAAAGGCACAAAUGUGUUGCUGCUGACGCAUCUCAUGAAGAAACGUCUGGAAAAUGACUUUGACAACAUCCACAAAGCAGUGAUGGAAGCGUUUCCAAAGAUUUUUGCAUCACUACGGACGCUGACUCUUGAGGACUAUACGUGGGCGAUGAGUGUGAUCUGGAGUCGUGCAUUUGGUGUGAACAAGGGCGGGAAUUACCUGCGUGUACUGUGUCCAGCAAUGGAUAUGUUUAACCAUGACGUGAGCUUGCAUAACCCGUUGGAUGAUUACAUUUCAUUCGAUGAGGAGAAGCAACUGAUGACACAUCAUGUGCCGACAGACGUACCGGCUGGAUCCGCAUUAAGCAUAAGCUAUGGGCAAUACUCGAAUGCGAAAUUGUUGUAUUCGUAUGGAUUUGUUGCACACGAGAAUCUUCGUCGGGCCGUGGAUUUCUGGAUGAAGAUUCCACCGACGGAUCCGUAUGUAAAGCUGAAGCAAACUAUUCUCGACUCGAACGAGCUUACCAGUGAGCACACGUACGACUUUUGCGGCACCCUCUUUAUAAAGGAUAUCGAUGAGAGGCUGCUAGCUACUCUGCGCGUAAUUUUGAUGGACGAACAGGAGAUUCGUGUGUACAAGACGGCUUUUACAUCAUCCAUUAUCAGCGUUCGCAAUGAAUUAGCAGUAUAUGAAAAUCUGCAGAAUGCGUGCCGCCGCAAGCUCGCGAGCUAUUCGACAACACUUGAAGAAGACGAGAUGAUACUGGCUAACACGGAAGCGGAGUCAAACCCUCGCCUGUCGUUUGCAGUUCAAGUGCGCAUCGAAGACAAGCAAGUGUUCAUUGGAGCUAUCGACACACUCGAGCAGUGGAAACAGGCCCUAGCCUUUCACCCUGAUAGAUACCCACCUAGCACCACACGAUCGUAA